UAUUUGUUCGCAUAAGCCCAGCGCACCAACGGAGAGAUGGCAACUCGAACUAAAUCAUGGGAACGGUGGGGUGAUGAGGAGGUGUCGGCGCUUCUGUCGAUUUGUGCGGAAGACGAGACCCAGCGGCUUCUACUGAAGCCAGGCCACAACUCCAAAGUUUACGAGCGUUAUUCGGUAAAGUUACGCGACCUGGGAAUCUUCCACGACGCAAGCGCAUGCCGGGUCAAAAUGAAGAAAAUGAAGCAGGACUACAAAAAAACAAAGGACCAUAACAACAAGAGGGGUAACUACCAAAAGAGUACCAAAUGGUACGAUCGCAUGGAUGCUCUGCUCGGCCACAGACCUUCAUUCUCCGGCACAGCAUCGACUACCGAUUCGGGCACGCUGAUGUGGGAGGCCGCUGAAACGAAGGAUUCAGUGGCCUGUGAAUUGUACGACGACGACGAAGCGAGAGGGAGGGGAAGCGACGCUGCAGAAGAGCGGAGUACGAUUGAGAGACCAGUUGGCUUCUCAUUUGGUUUGGCCCAAGCUGUUAAAGAUCCAACUCCUGCAGCUUUUGCAAUUGCAGAGGACGUCAUAAGUCCUUUCACCCUUUGUUCAAACGUCAGUUCAACGGAGAAAGAAAAGAACAUACCUACAUAUACGUUUCCUGCAACUCAACCUAAGUUGGAAUUUCAAUGGAGAGAAGUGGAGUGGACAGAAGAGCAAAAGGCGAGUCUGAUGAAGACCAUCAGCUCCUACAGGCCGAGCUGUCACGAGGGGACUCAGGCUCGAGUUCUCCUCCUGGGUCCGGUCGGUUCUGGAAAGUCCAGCUUCAUCAGUUCAGUCCAGUCUGUGUUUAAUGGAAGAGUCACCAACCGGGCCAUGGUGGGCACCUCUUCCACCAGCUUCACCAAGAAGCUGCAGUCCUUCAACAUCCAUGGUCAGAAAGGAGAGGAUCCUACUGGACUGGUGCUGUGUGAUAUUGUGGGCUUGGGGGGUGGAGAGAUGACUGGACUGACCCUCCAUGACGUCCUGUCUGUCAUUAAAGGUCAUGCACCAGAGGGGCAAAAAUUUAGCCCAGAUCAACCAGUGGGGUCUGAGACUGUAGGCUAUGUAAAGAAGCCAGGUCUCAAAGACAAGAUCCAUUGUGUUGCCUUUGUGGUAGAUGCCUCUAAAAUCCUGACCUACCCCAAAGGCCUCGGCACCACCUUCAGGCUGCUCCGAAAGCACAUCAGUGACCUGGACAUUCACCAGGUGGCCCUGCUGACCCAGAUAGACCAAAUUUGUCCAGAAACGGCCAAAGAUGUCACCCAGGUUUACAAGAGCGGCAUCAUUCAGGAAAUGAUGAAUAAAGCUGGGGAUCUGUUGGGUAUGUCCACCUCCUACGUUGUCCCGGUGAAGAACUACUCAUCAGAGCUGGACCUGAACGUGAACAACGAUGUGCUUCUGCUUAGAGCUGUGGACCACAUCCUGCAGUAUGCUGACCUGUAUUUCCAGGACAAUGCACCACAACACACAGGGCCAAAGAUCGAUUUGGGGGUUUAGCGUAGAGCAUUU
Messenger RNA from Trematomus bernacchii (emerald rockcod), 1539 nucleotides. Its product is annotated as interferon-induced protein 44-like. The transcript is spliced from 9 exons. The record is from RefSeq and is a predicted model, not a curated record. Bases 37 to 1527 code for a protein of 496 amino acids. Lineage: Eukaryota; Metazoa; Chordata; Actinopteri; Perciformes; Nototheniidae.